Nomascus leucogenys (northern white-cheeked gibbon) is the source of this 5879-nucleotide messenger RNA. It is a transcript of the gene WDR37, whose product is annotated as WD repeat domain 37. Bases 1806 to 3023 code for a protein of 405 amino acids. The record is from RefSeq and is a predicted model, not a curated record. The transcript is spliced from 10 exons. Gene Ontology annotation, cellular component: preribosome, large subunit precursor. Gene Ontology annotation, molecular function: protein binding. Lineage: Eukaryota; Metazoa; Chordata; Mammalia; Primates; Hylobatidae.
CAGGCAUUUACAUAGUAGCUUACCCUAGUACCUACAGGGAUUAAUAUAUGAUGUAUUAGUAAAUAUAUUGUCUUUAGAGGGAAUAUAUAAUUUCUGUUGUUAAUUGGCUUAAUAUAAAGGGUCUGAAUUUGGAGGAAGCUAAUAAAUAGGUGCAAAUUAGUGAAAAUUAUGUUCUGAGCUAAAGUUACAUUUUAGUUCAUCACGUUCUUCUCCUCAGUUUCCUGUGUGAUCAGGAAGUGAAGGUCUGUCUCUGAGGCACACAGGGAUGUUCAUGAUGUUUUGUAUUUUCUUAAAGUAUCUUGUGCUGACCUUCUUAAAGUGGAAAGGGUUUAAUUGUUUGGGAAUUCAUUUGUCUGUGAUGGAUUACUAUCAAGUGAUAUUUUGAGGCAAUUUUGUGUGCAUCUGUACUUUGGCAUAUUUCAAGGAUACAAAAGAUAAAUUGAAAUUUUCAGUGAUCUUGCUAUGAUGGUGUAAGUAGUUCUUGGUAGCUUUUUAUUUUUCCAAUUUGUUUCCUUGAGUUUAAAGUUACUUAGCAUGACAUCUGUAGUAAGAUUAACUGCCAUUAAUAGAGCAAAUUCAGUCCUUCUGCCGUUUGUCCUCAUUUGAUAGUCUUUGGUAAUUCUUUGUUAUUCAAAAGAAAAUCUGAAAUUGCUGGUGUUUUCUACUGUACUUUCCUUUGAUAACAUCUAGAAUGUAAGCUGCUAAUUUAUUUGAUUUUUUUUGGCCAUGUAAUAUCUAGCUUAUACUUACAAGUUUGGAACUUUUGAAUAAAUUAACUUGAAGCUUUUUCUUCAUAAUGAAGUGUGAAAUUAUGUUCUUCCUCAUUUAAUUUCUUAUUACAUUAUCUCAGAUUAUGUUGCCUUUUCUGGUGUGUACAGUUGUAUGUAUACAAUGUAUGGUCUUGGAAUUCCAAAACUUUCUCAUUAUUACUGAAGUAGAGGAAGAAAUGAUUAUAUAAAGUUGUCCUUUACCAUGAGCAGUAAAAGAUAAGAUUUGGACAAGGGUAAGGAUAUGUACAGUAAUGCUUUGCUUUAAAAAAUGUAUUAGAGAUGUUUAAAGCCUAGUCAUUUUAGGUAUUAGAAAUUCAUCUGAAUUUAUAAGAAGCAUAUUACUAAUGAUCUUUAUAGCCUUUGCACACUGCCCAUACCCAUUGUAAAAAAUAACUGAAAAUAUAAGACAUCUGAAGAUUGAAGAAAUAAUUUGGUAACAGAAUAUAUUCUGAUUUGUACUACAGUGUGGAUUCUUGGUGCCAAAGCUAAGCAUGAAUAAGAGAAAGGCUACAGUCUAGAUUUAUUACUUUCCCUCCUUCUGACCCAGAGCCAUGAAAAGCAAGUAACGUGCCUGGUGGGAUAGCGGGAACACAAAAGUGUGUUACAUGAACGCAGAAGAGGUUUUUCCCCUUCCUGGGUGGCUAAUGAGAUUUCUGAUGCCUACGUGGGAGGGAAGUGAGGGAGUCUAACCUGCAGCCCACUUUAAAGAAACUUAUAAAAAUCAGAAAGGGCUUUUUCCACAAAAGAAGAUACUCAUCUUCUCAAAAAUAUUUGCACACAUUUUUACAACCAUGCUUCAGAUUGCGCCGCAGUUAAAAUGAUCUGGGAUGAUGGGCGUGAGCGUCAGUUUGCUGCUUCAUUCUGCUGCUUUUCUGUUAUGAACGUUCCCUCUAAGUAAUUCAGUCUGUUUUGUUGGGCCUCUUGAUAAUGACGACUAAGUCAGCUUUUCUAAGGAAAAAGAGUUAAGGUAAUGGAUGGUCAAAGUGCAGUGGGCAUUUUGGAAGCAACACAUGAGAAAAUAUUUGAAAACGGCACAUGAUCUCCUGCACAGCUCCAGCCGCCCAGCUCCAGCCGCACAGCUCCAGCCGUACAGCUCCAGCAGCAGUGCAGUUGGAGCCUCCGGGAGGGAGCCACUCUGUUCUUACCCUGGGAAUGGAGCAGAUUGUCUCCAGCUUUAAGACCACGACAUCGCGAGCUGCCUGCCAGCUCGUGAAGGAGUACAUCGGCCACCGGGACGGCAUCUGGGAUGUCAGCGUGGCCAAGACACAGCCAGUGGUGCUUGGGACUGCAUCAGCUGAUCACACGGCUUUGCUGUGGAGCAUAGAGACAGGGAAGUGCCUAGUCAAGUACGCAGGCCACGUGGGCUCAGUAAAUUCUAUCAAAUUUCAUCCCUCAGAGCAGUUGGCUCUCACUGCUUCUGGAGAUCAGACUGCUCAUAUCUGGAGAUACGCGGUGCAGCUGCCGACACCCCAGCCUGUUGCUGACACUAGUCAGAUAUCUGGGGAAGAUGAAGUAGAGUGCUCUGACAAGGACGAGCCCGACCUCGAUGGGGAUGUGUCCAGUGACUGCCCCACCAUCCGCGUGCCACUGACAUCCCUCAAGAGCCACCAGGGCGUGGUCAUCGCCGCCGACUGGCUGGUUGGGGGGAAGCAGGCCGUGACUGCCUCCUGGGACCGGACGGCAAACCUGUAUGACGUGGAGACGUCCGAGCUCGUUCACUCUCUGACAGGGCACGACCAGGAGUUGACGCACUGCUGCACACACCCCACCCAGCGGCUCGUGGUGACCUCCUCCCGCGACACGACUUUCCGUCUCUGGGAUUUCAGGGACCCCUCCAUCCACUCGGUGAAUGUUUUCCAGGGACACACGGACACUGUGACUUCUGCCGUGUUCACCGUGGGAGACAACGUGGUUUCAGGCAGCGAUGACCGCACGGUGAAAGUCUGGGACUUGAAAAAUAUGAGAUCCCCCAUUGCAACUAUUCGCACGGACUCUGCCAUUAACAGGAUCAAUGUAUGUGUCGGCCAAAAAAUCAUAGCCCUCCCCCAUGACAACCGACAAGUGAGACUGUUUGAUAUGUCAGGAGUGCGCCUGGCGCGGCUUCCCCGGAGCAGCCGACAGGGCCACAGGAGAAUGGUGUGCUGCUCGGCAUGGAGUGAAGACCACCCCGUGUGCAAUCUGUUCACCUGUGGGUUUGACCGGCAAGCCAUUGGUUGGAACAUCAACAUCCCUGCAUUACUACAAGAGAAAUAAGGACACCGGCAGUCCUUAGUUUCACUGUUUGCCCGCACAGACCUUUGACGGGUGCAGGCUUUUCUGCGUAUUAAUCAGCCAUUUUUGUGAGAGUUUGACCCUGGGAAGGGUGCUUUGUAUAUGUUCUUUUCACAUAGUGCCCAGCUUGCAUGAAAUGUACAGAGAAAUGUGUGGUCGUAUUUUUUACUUUUGUCUUGUAUAUGUAUGUGUAUUGGGUCCUCUGGGCAGUAGAGGCGAAGCUCACCUCCCAUGUAGCACAUGAAAUGCUUGUGAGUUGUUGACAUUGGACAGGUGAACAGUAGGGCAUUACAUUUGUGUGAAUUAAAUGUGAACUUCUGUAUUAUGUUGCAGCGUCGGCAGUCCUGCGUUCCCUGGAGUAACUGUACGUGUCUGCCUGUGCUGGGAAGACUGUGGGGCUGCCUGUGUUGGCUGGCGACCAGCAGGAUCGCUCCGGGAUUUUGUGUUUACCUUGCGUGAAGUUCAGCACGUGCUGUUGUGUAGUCAGCUUCUACUCUAAUUUCUGUUACAGUUCUGCAAAGGUAACCUGGAGUUUAGAAGUUAAAAAAAAAGCAUGGGAUAUUGGAUUUGCACCAUUUGGAGUGUCUUUAGGAAAGAAAAGUUUUCUGCUUUUUUAUAGAAAAUCAUUUCAAUCUCCCGAGGUCUCAUGCUAGCAAAUUUUGAAAUAGGAUUCUAAUCACCGAUUUCAAAUAUUAAGCAAAAUGUAAAGCACUUUAAUUUAUAGCUAUGAUUAUAAACAGGUUUUAGAUGUUUCAAAUGACUUGUCCACUGAAUGUGACUUGACCUUGAUAAGAGGCCCUGCCGCCUGCACACAGAGCCCAGUUAAUUCUCCGCACCUCGGUUGUGUGCUUCCAAAUGGGCUCACUCCCGUGGUGGUGUUUGAGAGCCAACAACACUACCUCAGAGACGGGUCUUUGGGAAACUUUGGGUCUCACUGUUGCCUGGCUGGAGCACUUUGGUUUAUAGCUGGAAUACUGAGUUCAGUUCAGAAGGCAGGAAAGACAGUCACACCGACGUGUCCUGAAGGUGUAGGCUCUCCACUUAGGCGCACAAGCUGACAGCCGCAGCCAGCAGGCCCCGGUGACGAGACACUUCCAGGUCCUGUGGUGGGGACGCCUCUCAGUGCCAGUUCCGCCACUGCUGAGGGAGCCUGGUGUUCUUGCCUUCUUGGAAAUUACUGCUCACCUGGUAUCUGUACGUUAAUGUUUCUUGCUGAGUUACAGUUUUGGUAAAGAGGCUCUCAUUUCCUGCGUCUUGUAUUUUCAGUCCUUUCAAUACGUCUACCUGGAGGCUCACCACUUGGAGAGACACAGGAAGGUAAUAUUUACAGCUGUCAUGUGACAUCCCCAGGUCUUUGUGUUUUGCCCUGUUUUACAGUGAGGUAGGAGGGAACACAUCUGGGGACUGGUAGAUGCAAGUGCAGUAGGGCGUGGGACUUUUGGACCCGUCCUUUGGUGCAGCUCGCCAGGGGUGAGAGGCACCUCCCUACUUGGGUCUUCAGGAGCUGGUCCAAGGAGCUUCAAAUCUAAGUCAUCCAGAAUGACUCUGAAAUGACUGACAGCCCCGGGCCAAAGAAAAACUGAUAACCACCUCAGAUGGAUCUGACGUGGCUAAGGGACAAACAGCAAAUAUUUCAGUCAUUUUGAUUUUACAAAUAAAAAAUGUGUUGUGUUUUUGUCCGACAUUAUUUCCUGACUGCACUGUUCUGAGAAUGGAGUCCACCUGGUCCCUCUGGUUGAUUAGAAUCUCAGGUUUCAGCUCCUGCUGUCCUGAGUGAACUUGCCUGAUGCAGGGCUGUGCUGUGUCCAGAUGUUGCUGGGGUCUCACUUUUUCUCUUGGCCGGAGGUCCAAUUGCCAGGGCCUCCUGCACUGCACAUGCAAAGGUGUGAGCCCAGGGCAGCUCCUGGGGCCACUGCACAGGCCACCUGCUUGGGUUCCUCAGAGUUUAAUUUGAAAGUCUGGGUGUCUUAGGAUGAUGGUUAGGAACAUUGAAAAAUGGCUGCAAAUAGCCAAAUCAAACUUAAGAACCAGAUCUCUGCCAGAUUAAACAUUUUUGAAGCUUUUAAAAAUCAAUAUUCCUAGUGGCCAUUGAGUUCCAGGCACACUGGUGCCCUUCACUGCCACAGCUGCUCACCUUCUCCGGCGAACUGGAGGGACCUCAGAAACUGGACCCCUGCACGUCCUUGGGGGCGCAGCCCUGUGGUGCUCAGGCAGAGCUCUCAGGAGCCAGGGCACCUUGCUGUUCGCUGCUGUGUUGUCUUCUAAUGUGAGCUCAUCCACUGCUGCUGCAGCGUGGUAAUCAGGAGUCACAGACAAGAUCGGGGAUGGUGUGUGUGUGUGUGUGUGUGUGUAUGUAUGUGUGCACGUGUGUGUGGUUAAAUUAAGUCAUACUGUCAACCACACGUGAUCUCGUCUGAAACAGUGUUUGGAAGUGGGAACAGUUUUGUCCUGUAUGCUGAUGUGUCCAGAAUUUCAUUUAAUGAUAGAUGGAAAAUGUGUGGUUACUGAAAAGUGUGUAUCGAUACAGAAUUUCCUAAGAGCCAUGCUGUUGGGCAAAGCAACUCUUUUUCAACCACUGCUCAUCAGUUUCUGUAGAGACAAAAACUCUGUACAUAUUUUGGAAUCUGAAGAAUCCUAUGUAAAUCAUUUGUUACUUAAAUCUGUGAAAAACAUGUUUCUUUGGAGGAAAAUGUAUGCAUUUAUAAGUGUUCUGUGGAAUCAGUUUUUAUUGUAUCGAUAUAAUUGUCUCUAAGUGUUGAGUGUCUUCAUUGCAAUAUGAAAUUCAUUAAAAUGUCCAUGUUCCAUAAUUACUAUUAUAAAAGCUUUGUGUUAUUGGGA